Messenger RNA from Syzygium oleosum, 873 nucleotides. RefSeq names its product nuclear transport factor 2B-like. Gene Ontology annotation, biological process: nucleocytoplasmic transport. Lineage: Eukaryota; Viridiplantae; Streptophyta; Magnoliopsida; Myrtales; Myrtaceae. The transcript has 2 exons. Gene Ontology annotation, cellular component: nuclear pore central transport channel. Bases 78 to 536 code for a protein of 152 amino acids. The record is from RefSeq and is a predicted model, not a curated record.
GCUUUUUCUCUCUUGUCGUCUUGGGUUACCGCCGUCUGCAUCGCGUGGGUGUGAAGCACACAGAACCAGAAGGAGAGAUGACGACGAGCAACCGAGAAAAGAUGGAUCUGCUGAAGGCGAAAUUUGCGAGGAACCGAGAAAAGAUGGAUCUGAUGAUGGCGGAGCCCAAGCGGUUCGUGGAGAACUACUUAAAGACGUUCGACGCGAACCGGGAGGACUUGGUGAACCUGUACCGGGAAGAGUCGGGGAUGAACUUCAGCGGCCAGAUGAUCCUGGGCAAGGAGGCUAUCGUCGCCAAGCUCGCCUCCCUUCAGCAGUGCCAGCAGCAGAUCAGCGGCAUCGCCUGCUUGCCCUGCGAACUAAGCGGCGGCGUGUUGGCCUUGGCCUACGGCUACUUGUGGCUAGACGGCAAGCCGGACGCCUACCUUUUCUACCAGUCGUUCCGUUUGUUGCAAGAACCAGAAGGAAGCUAUUACAUAGCGCAACAGGCUUGGUUGACCCAUGAUUUCAACAAUCCUCCUCCCGCCUUGACUUGAACGCGAAGGAUGUCCAAGACGAAAGAAGGAAGGAGGCGGCGGCGGCGGCUUUACGGAGGCGGCCGGGGGAGUUGAGUUUCAGUCUCUGAUGUUUUUCUUUUCAAUGUUCUAGAUCUACUGCAGUACUGUCUGGUAAAUAAGAUUAGAACCGUCAAUGUCUCAAGUGGAUGCUUAUGUCUAAGUGGAUGUUUAUGUUCGGAUUGAGUCUGCCUUUGUUAGAUUGCUCUUUCCUGUUCACCGUUUCAUCUCUUAAAUAUGAUAGGCUCGCUGUUUUACUUAGACCAUUACAUUGUUGUUGUUGAUCUUGUGGUGUGAGCGUUCAUGGUAUCAUCAUCAA